Echinostoma caproni is the source of this 837-nucleotide messenger RNA. Lineage: Eukaryota; Metazoa; Platyhelminthes; Trematoda; Plagiorchiida; Echinostomatidae. The record is from the annotation of a GenBank genome assembly.
AUGAAAGUGGGGUCUGCUUUCCAUUGCGCAAAGAAUUAUGAAACGGCUGCUUUCAUUUAUAAGGAUUUGAAAGAAUUUAACAAAAUGGCCGAAUUGGUGUCUACCGGUGGAGAAUUGCUCAGAAAAACGGGAGCCCCUGAUUCGGCUUCCUACCUAUACGAGCGAGCAGCCAAAGCGAUAGAACAAGCGAUUCCAGAACGGGCCGCUGAGUUCUACGAACGGUCCGCAGAUUCUUGUGAAGUAGAAGAUAAAUAUCACGAGGCUGCGGAUCAGUGUAAUAAUUCCGCUCGAAUUUGGGUUCGACUGCGUCGAUUCGCCGAUGCAGAACGCCUUUUGCGGCGUUUUAUUGAGUUCUCCAUAAAGGCCAAUCCCUGUUCUGCUGCGGCUACUCUGUCUGGUGUCGCGGACAGUAGUGCCGUCCCAAAACUCUGUUCUCGGGCUGUGGUGGUUAUGAUACUGAUCAAGCUGCAUCAGGAAGACGAGGUGGCAGCCAAUAAGAUUUUUGAUGAGGCUAUGCAAUGUUUGCUGUAUCAUUUCUUUUUCUCUCUCUGUCUUCAGUACGUUCGGUUGAUGAAAGAGAUAAAGAUUCCAGCCUAUGAUUUGGGUGUCGAUAAGAGUGAUGUGGAACCGAAACCUUCGGGCGCUGGACUAGGUUUGUCUCAAUUGUCCCCAGCCAAAUCCACGGCCCCGCGGAGUGUUGCAUCGGAACGGCCCGAGGAGCAGGAGGAGUACGAGACAUUUAGCAAUCAACCUCAGCCAACAACAACAACAACAACAACAACCAUGACAACGACGACGACUAGUGGUCCAGAAGAAGAGGAAGAAGAUAUUUGUUGA